Molecule: messenger RNA, 789 nt
Organism: Synchiropus splendidus (mandarinfish)
Lineage: Eukaryota; Metazoa; Chordata; Actinopteri; Syngnathiformes; Callionymidae
Product: high choriolytic enzyme 1-like
Exons: 2
Coding region: 1-789 (262 amino acids)
Biological process (GO): proteolysis
Molecular function (GO): zinc ion binding; metalloendopeptidase activity
Source: RefSeq, a predicted model, not a curated record
AUGGGCCCUGGGGUAGCUCUUCUACUGCUGCUCCUGCUCGGCUUCUCUCAGGCUCAUCUCUUCCAGCAUGAAGAAGAAAUUCCAGUGGACCACCUCGACACUGUGGAUAUCAGCACCAGGAUCCUGGCCUCCAACAACAACACCGAUGAGAUUCUGAUGGAAGGUGACCUGUUGGUUCCCAGAACCAGAAAUGCCAUGCGGUGCUGGUACCAGAGCUGCCAGUGGAAGAAAGGCUCUGACGGCCUGGUGACGAUCCCCUUCACUGUGAGCAGCGAGUUCACCAGCUGGGAGAGGAAGAAGAUCGAGUAUGCCAUGCAGUCCUUCCACUCCAGCACCUGCCUCCGCUUUGUGCCCCGUCAGAACCAGUACGACUUCAUCAGCAUUGAGAACCGUGGCGGCUGCUUCUCGUCUCUGGGCCGAGUGGGAGGGAUGCAGGUUCUGUCUCUCAACAGAAGAGGCUGCCUCUACCACGGCAUCAUCCAGCACGAGAUCAACCACGCUCUGGGCUUCCAGCACGAGCAGACCAGGAGCGACCGGGACCAGCAUGUGAAGAUCAACUGGGAGAACAUUGACCCGCAGAUGGCCUACAACUUCUACAAGCAGAACACCAACAACCUCAACACUCCCUACGACUACUCCUCCAUCAUGCACUAUGGAAGAACCGCCUUCUCCAUCGCGUACGGGAAGGACUCCAUCACCCCCAUCCCCAACCCCAACGUCCAGAUUGGCCAGCGGCAGGGAAUGUCCUACUGGGACAUCAUGAGGAUCAACGCUCUCUACCAGUGCUGA